AUUGUGUUUGUUCCGCAUGAACUUGUGCUGUCAUUGGUACACACGUCUACACCGCCUCAGAUCGUGUUCAUAUUCAACCCUUUUUCCCCUUCCUUAUCGAUAGAAAUUUCAAAUCCUAAUUUAGUCAGUCUUCAAUCAUAUAUUUCCCCGAGGAAAAAUAAAGUUGGAAGUUUUAUCGUUGUUAUUCUCCACAUAUCCUUUUGUACCUCUUUACAGAUAGGGAUAAUGUCGGAGAAAUUUUCGGCGACGCUUAGAAUUGGGGACUUGAAUGAUUAUAUAGCACCGUCCCAGGGUUGCGUUAUUAAAACGGAGAAUCCUGGGAAAGUUAAAACAACUCCUAAAGAAGUGCAAAAUGAGCCUGUGAAGAUCUCGCUUAAAGAUUGCUUAGCGUGCAGUGGGUGCAUAACAUCAGCAGAGACUCUCAUGCUUGAGAAGCAAAGCUUAGAAGAGUUUCUUUCUAACCUUAGUGAAGGAAAAGCUGUUAUUGUCUCCCUCUCUCCCCAGUCUAGAGCUUCUCUUGCUGUUCAUUAUGGUCUUUCAUCCCUCCAAGUCUUGACAAAGCUCACAACCUUCUUUAAGUCUUUAGGGGUGAAAGCCGUUUUUGAUACCAGCAGCAGUCGAGAUUUAACACUUAUUGAAUCUUGUAAUGAAUUCAUAACACGUUAUGAACAACGCAAUAUAACUAAUGAAGAGAAAUCCAAAUCGCCUCUUCCCAUGAUUUCGUCAGCAUGUCCAGGUUGGAUAUGCUAUGCAGAAAAAACUCUUGGAUCCUACAUACUUCCAUAUAUUUCUUCAGUCAAAAGCCCCCAACAAAUUAUUGGAGCUGCCAUUAAGAACCACAUAUGCCAAAAAUUAUGUCUAAGAGCAGAAGAGAUUUAUCAUGUGACUGUGAUGCCUUGUUAUGACAAAAAGCUUGAGGCUGCUCGGGAUGACUUUAUGUUCCAAGUAGAUUCUGAAAGUGAAACAAUUGCGGAGGUAGAUUCGGUGUUGACUACUGGAGAGGUUUUAGAUUUGAUACAGUCUAAAUCUGUUGAUUUUACAACUUUGGAUGGAUCUCCGGUGGAUAAAUUAUUGUCAAAUGUAGACGAAGAAGGCCACCUCUAUAGUGUUCGUGGGAGCUCUGGGGGGUAUGCAGACACUAUAUUCUGCCAUGCUGCAAAAAUACUUUUUGGGGAAGAAAUUGAAGGUCCUCUUCAGUUUAAGACUAUAAGGAACUCAGAUUUUCAGGAAGUUACUCUUGAAGUCGAGGGUAAAACUGUCUUGAAAUUUGCGCAAUGUUAUGGAUUCAGAAACCUGAGAAACAUUGUUACAAAAAUUAAAACUGGAAAGUGCGACUAUCAUUUCUUGGAGAUUAUGGCAUGUCCUUCAGGAUGUUUGAAUGGUGGAGGUCAAAUCAAGCGCAAGCCUGGGCAAUCUGGAAAAGAUUUGAUUCAUUUAUUGGAAAAUGCAUAUUCAGAAAAUGUACUGGUAGCUGAUCCUUAUGAAAAUCCCCUUAUCAAAAGCCUAUACGAUGAGUGGCUUGAGCUACCAGGUUCAGAGAAAGCAAAGAGACAUUUGCACACAGUAUACCACCCUGUUGUAAAAAGCAUUUCCUCACAGUUGGCAAACUGGUGAGAAAUGUAAUGUUUUUUGCACUUGGCUUCUUCCAAUAAUCAUCUGGUGACUCGUGAUCCUCGCGUCUGCAAUUCAAUCCUAGUUGCAUUUGGAUCAUCUCUUAAUCUAAAAAUUCUCGAGAAAUCCAAUUUUGGUAGAGAGAUUGGUUUAAUUGUUUAGGCAGUUAGUGUUUGUGUAUAAAUAUAUUAUUGUCCAAUCCUUGGGUUAUGAUCAGAUGUAUUUUGCAUACUUGGUGUUUUACUCUCUUUGGAUGUUUACCUCAUUUUUAAGGGUCGUCCAAACGUGUAGAAAUAUUCUGAUAAUAUUGUUAUUGAGUAUGUAUUUCUUCCCUCGUAAGGUUUAUGUAUGUGAACGAGUAAAUGGGAUGUGUAAAUGAAAACGCUAAUGUUGAUUAAAUUGUUCUCA
Molecule: messenger RNA, 2019 nt
Organism: Olea europaea var. sylvestris
Lineage: Eukaryota; Viridiplantae; Streptophyta; Magnoliopsida; Lamiales; Oleaceae
Product: protein NAR1
Exons: 11
Coding region: 226-1614 (462 amino acids)
Cellular component (GO): cytosol
Molecular function (GO): 4 iron, 4 sulfur cluster binding
Source: RefSeq, a predicted model, not a curated record